This is a messenger RNA of Manihot esculenta (cassava), 2338 nucleotides long. RefSeq names its product cysteine-rich receptor-like protein kinase 42. Gene Ontology annotation, biological process: protein phosphorylation. The record is from RefSeq and is a predicted model, not a curated record. Lineage: Eukaryota; Viridiplantae; Streptophyta; Magnoliopsida; Malpighiales; Euphorbiaceae. Gene Ontology annotation, molecular function: protein kinase activity; ATP binding. The coding region runs from base 102 to 2096 and encodes 664 amino acids. The transcript is spliced from 6 exons.
AAGAGCGAAAACAAAAACUAAUCCUUUCGAAGCUACGGUUCCCUUUCUUCUUCUUCUUGAGCUCCACACACAGAGACGACGAAGGAGAGAGAACGAUUUCCAUGCAUUCUUUAACUUUGAACUCCCCAUUACUCUACACAACAUGGCUCUUCUCUUCAUUUAUCCACUCCUUCUUCUCUCUUUCCCUCGCCGAUCCUCGAAUCACCCAAUCCGGCCUUUUCUGCGGCAACUCAACACGUUUCAAGGACCUCAUCCCAGCUUUUGUUAAAGAAAUGGGAACUCUUUCGCAGCUCAUAACCAAUGCCCACUUCGCCACUUAUCACCUCAACAACUCCCCGAUUCCCAUAUACGCUUUAGCCCAAUGCCAUGGAGACCUCUCGCAGACUGAUUGCCUCCUCUGCUACGCCGCUUCUCGCACCAAGAUCCCCCGUUGCCUGCCCUCCGUUUCUGCUCGCAUCUAUCUUGAUGGGUGCUUUCUACGCUAUGAUAAGUAUAAUUUCUUUCAGGAAGCUGUGUCCCCUUCUCUUGAUUCUCGCAAAUGUAGCCAGGAAAAAGCUUUGGGUUCUGGGGAUGAGAGUUUGAAGCUGAAAUUUGUAACGAAUGUUGGGUACUUGGUUGCUAAUGUGACUCAUAAAGCUGUGGAGAAUGGUGGAUUUGCUGCCAUGGGGAUUGAGGGCGUUUACGCUUUGGCUCAGUGUUGGGAGAGUGUUGGGGAAGAUGGGUGUAUGGAGUGUUUGGAGAAGUCGGAGAAGGCGGUUAAAGGAUGCUUGCCAAGCAAGGAAGGCAGAGCGAUGAAUACUGGCUGCUAUUUGAGAUACUCUACAGACAAGUUUUUUAAUCAUGAAGGAGAAUUAGAGGAUGCUCAUAGAUUUUCUGGCUUAUUAGGAGUCACCAUUGGUAUUGCUUUAGCAGCAGUUGCACUUCUCAUGCUGUGUCUCCUCGCAGCUUAUGCCAGAUAUAGAAACUUACUGAUAAAAAAAGAAGAACGCAUCAAUCUCGAAAAAAUUUCAAUCAGCUUCAACAAAUCAAGCUUGAAUUUCAAGUAUGAGACCCUGGAAAAGGUGACAGAUUAUUUCAACCCGUCAAGGAAAAUAGGCCAAGGAGGAGCUGGUUCUGUAUUUGUAGGGACUCUUCCAAAUGGGCAGACUGUUGCAGUUAAAAGAUUGAUUUUCAAUACAAGGGAAUGGGUGGAUGAGUUCUUCAAUGAGGUGAACUUAAUCAGUGGAAUUCAACACAAGAACCUUGUGAAGCUUUUGGGAUGCAGCAUUGAAGGUCCUGAGAGCCUUCUGGUUUAUGAAUAUGUCCCUAACAAAAGCCUUGAUCAUUUCAUUUUCGGGAAAAAUAGAACCAGAAUUCUAAAUUGGAAGGAGAGGUUCAAUAUAAUUGUUGGAACAGCAGAAGGGCUUGCAUUUCUUCAUGGAGGCUGUAAAGAGAGAAUAAUCCAUAGGGACAUUAAAAGCAGUAAUGUUCUUCUUGAUGAGAAUCUAACUCCAAAGAUUGCAGACUUUGGACUUGUUCGCCGUUUUGAUGCUGAUAAGACUCAUCUUAGCACUGGAGUUGCAGGAACAAUAGGGUAUAUGGCUCCGGAGUAUUUGAUACGAGGGCAGCUAACUGAGAAAGCUGAUGUUUACAGUUUUGGAAUAUUGGUUCUCGAAAUCGUAAUGGGUAAAAGGUGUAAUGCUUUCAUAGAGGACUCCAAAUCAAUUCUGCAAACGGCAUGGCAACUUUACAGAUCAAAUAGACUGGAUGAAGCUGUUGAUCCUUGCCUGAGAAAUGACUUUCCAGUACAGAAGGCGUCCCGAGUGCUUCAAAUCGGCCUUCUAUGUACACAGGCUUCAGUUGCCUUAAGACCAUCCAUGGCAGAAGUGGUGAGGAUGCUAAAUACUAGUGAUUGUGUAAUUCCUCCCCCAAAUCAACCUCCUUUUAUAAAUGCUACUCUGUUAGAACCUGAGAGCUUCAGAAGAUUCAACCGAACAAAUAGUUUUGUAUCAAAUGCUGCUACAAAACUUGAAGUUUUUUCCCACAGUUCCUCAGAGUCAUCUAGCUUGAAUAGCUCAUAUAGGCCAUCAAGAAGUGAAGAAUUACGACAGGAAUAAAACCUCAACUAGAUUUUCUAUGUUUCAAAGGUUGCCAAGUACAAAGGUUCCCUUACAGGCAGUUUUUGAGGUAAGCUCGCUUGAAAAUCUUGAGGUUAAAAAAAACACUGUAAUGUUUCGCUUCUAGCCUUGUGAUUAGGAACUCUUUAGUUAAGAAGAUUUAGAGCAAGAGGCAAGUCUGUUGUUGAUUUAAUUUGUUUUUAAGGUUAAAUAUUAAAGUUUUUCCUGUACUGUUGAUUUAA